AUGCAUUGGUCCCCACAGUUUUCCGUAAUCGGACGUUGUGAUUACCCGAAGACAUGUGAACUUCUCGUUCAAUUGUUCGACCUUUCCGCGACCAGCUUGGAGACUGGCCUGGCUCAUGUUAGCGCCACACCCGCCGGCUCAGUUGAUCCGGCUGUUCACACUGCCAUCCGUAUUGAACAGCUUCGACUCGCUUGGCUGGUGCACAUGAUCGGUAGGUAG
Molecule: messenger RNA, 219 nt
Organism: Protopolystoma xenopodis
Lineage: Eukaryota; Metazoa; Platyhelminthes; Monogenea; Polystomatidea; Polystomatidae
Source: the annotation of a GenBank genome assembly